This is a messenger RNA of Epinephelus fuscoguttatus (brown-marbled grouper), 1099 nucleotides long. RefSeq names its product transmembrane protein 254 (gene tmem254). The record is from RefSeq and is a predicted model, not a curated record. The transcript has 4 exons. The coding region runs from base 58 to 429 and encodes 123 amino acids. Lineage: Eukaryota; Metazoa; Chordata; Actinopteri; Perciformes; Serranidae.
CCUCUGUAACUGCACGGUCUUAUUUGACAGCGGGACCAACGCAGAGCAGCAGCAACUAUGGCUAAAAGUGAUGGAUGCGAUUACUUUAAAAGAACCAGCCUGUUCUGGAUUGUCGCCGUGACACUCGGGAUGGGAUAUUACACAUGCAUUGUGUUUGCUCCAGAGAAAAUCCCAUUUGAGUACCUCGGUCCAUAUGGCACCUUCUGUAAAUACCUUGUGGAUAACCAUGCUGGCAUUAUGUACAAAGGGUGGUGGGCCGCCUGGGCUGUCCAUGUUUUUGAGGCCUGUGUUGCAUUGAGAGUGUGCGGUAACAAAGGCAUCACCAACAUGGUCACUCGCUGCCUGUGGUUCGUCCAGACCUUUCUGUUUGGCUUCGCCUCCCUCGGUCUGCUCCUGAAAUACGACCCCGAGCGCCCCAAACAGCACUGACUCCAGCAGGAGGAGCCCACAGAACAACAGUGCAUAAGCUGAAUCCAGAGCAUCAAUCACCUCCUUGUGCCUCUUCUUCCUCCGCUGGUUUUCUCUUUGAUAUGAAAGUGAAGGAAGGCACCUGAGCCUUUGCUGUUAUUUUUACUUUUAACAUAAAAGUAACUGAAGUGAGGACAUAUCCUUGGUAGAGAUUACAGUUUUUCUUACAUAGUUUAUAGUACUUACUGUGUUCAUGUGAUGGACACGCAGCUCGAUUUCAUACCACAGAGUUUCUAUUAAUAUACCACAGAAGUUUUUAUUGAUAAUACUGUUAACAGAUAUGUGUUCAGCAUCAUUCUCUCAAUGAAUCUGUAUAUUUAGUGAAAUACAAGGGGGAUCUUUUAUGAAAUUAUUUUGUACUCUCAUGAUGUUUACAUUCAGCCUGGGUGAAGGCAGGAGGGAUAUUUUCUCAGCUGCUGUGAUGAAGACUGGUUGGCUGCAGAUGGUACACACAGCCAACAGCCUCAGAAGUUCGCUAGGAUAAAAAUAAGGAGAGCUGCUGUAUGCAUAUCAAAAUUCACAUUUGUCUUUAAUACUGUAUACUGAAGUGCUUUGGGAUCAACUUUUUAAACUACAGACUGGAUGUUUUUAACGUUAACAAUGCAAAUUAAAGAGUGACUUACAAACUGCA